AGGUUAGGUUAGAACGUGCGUCCCCACUGUUUCCUUUCUUUUGUUUGCUGGAAUCAGAGAUGAGCUGCCAUGACAGUAUAUGUAUCUGGACUUUAACCCUACUGAAUACUGAUGGUUGUGGAUUUAUACCUGACACAGUCUAGCCAUAUGGAGUUUUUCAGGAUUUCUUUGUGUCUAACACCUAAAUAGGGCAAGUUUUCCACAGAAAAUCCUCCUGUCAAAUCACCCAUGUUUAACUGGAUAAAAUAAAUUACAGUUAUUGAUUAUAUGCAUUAUUAAGAGAAGACCGUGAAUAGCAUUGUAAAGACAUCUAUAAUAAGCAAUGUUUUAAGUGUUUGAAAAUUUGCAUUUAAUUCAAAUAAUGGAUGAUGAUAAUAUGAUAAAAAUGGCUCCUAAAAGAAAAGCUGAAAUAUCAUAUGGAACUGAUAUUGUAAAAAGUUAUAAACUAUUGAAAUAUAAGGAAAUGCAGAAUUUAAGCAACACAGAAUUAAGAACAAAAGAUAUGUCUUUAGAAGAAUAUACAGGAAAAGAAUAUAUCUGUAGAAUAUGUUCUGAUAAGUUUCAAACUGCACAAAUUUUAAAUAUUCAUAUGUGGUCUCAUGGUUCUGCUACUGAACCAUUUCAAAUUAAAUCCUUUUUAUGUCUAGAGUGUAAGAAAACAUAUUCAAUUCACAGUUUCUUUUUACAACACUUGAAAAUUAAUCAUCAUAGUUUGCAUUUUUGUAAAUAUUGUCCCCUCUCAUUUGAAACAUUAUCAACAAUGAAACAUCAUGUAAAAACAAUGCAUAAGAGUGAAAUUGUAAAAAGGGGAAAUGACAUUGCAAAGUUUGCCUGUGUAUUCUGCCAAGCAUGUUACUUUACUGUUAAUCAUCUUGUAACUCAUCUUUGCAAGUAUCAUUGUAAAGAUGAAAUUUUGAAUGACUAUUAUCCUAUUUGUAACACAGCUUAUGAACAUAUGUGUUCAUCUGAUAUAAUCAUAGACAAAGAAAAUAAAAUGCCAAAACAGACAGAAAUUAAAAAUUUCAAAUCUAAUAAUGUCCAAAAUAAAGUUUUUAAAAAUAUACCUGUGAAGAAUUCUAAGCUUAUGAACAACAGACAAUCUUGUUCAUACAAAGUUACAAAGAAUUUGACCAAGCAAGCAACAUUAAAAACAAUGAAAUAUAAUUGUAGCCAUUGUAAUAUCAAAUUUCUUCGGAGUCAUCAUUUACAGAAUCAUAAACAAAAACAUCAUAAAGUAGAUAAAUUUUUUGUACCAACAUACGGAUGUGCAAAAUGUCCAGCAAAAUUUUUUAAAAACAGUGUUUUGCAACAUCAUCUAACUAGUCAUCACAAAUUAAGUGUAACUCCAAAGAUUUGAAAUUUGUGAACUUUAAAUAUUUAAUGAUUUUACAGAUUAUUUAUAUGUGGAAUAAGAAAUAUGUUUACAAGAACAAUAUCUUCUGAAAUAGUUUGAUUAUAUGCAUGUUCAAGAGAAUGUGAGACAGCUGAUAUACAUUAUUAAGGCUAUCUAUGUUUUAUCUUAAAAAAUUAGUCUUAGUUUUUUAAAAAUAAGUGAGGGUAAAUCAUCAUAUAAUGCAUAUUCUUGCUAAUAGUGAGGUUUUUCUGCCUAAUAUAUGUUGUAAGACUGCAAAAUUCAAAAAUCUCUAUACAAAUAAAUAUUUGUAUUUUUCCAUAUUCAUACUCUUUCUAAUUGAUAUUUAAGACUUGUUCAAUAUUUUAGAAGUAAAUGCAUAUAUGUAUUAAUUUCUAAAGAUUAAUAUGAUCUUGGACCAUUCCAUAAUGUUUACUCUUAACAUGUACUUAUUUGUUUCUGUAUUACAGUUUGACAUUGCAACUGCUGAGUCUGCUUAAUGUAGAAGAAUGAUUAUUUUUUGCUGAACAUCCUCUACAGAAGUGCUACGUCAGAAUAUGUUGAUUAUAUUGAUGUCAUGUUUGGUAGUGGACAUCAUUUAUGCUACCUUCAGGUAGGAAUAACUGAUUAAAGAUUUGAAGUUUAGACUAUUUACAAAAAGUCAAAAAUAACUUUUGAGUCCAUCUUUAUCCCUUAUGCACUACCACAGAAGUAACAGUUUAAAAAAAAAAAAAAAAAUGCUUUGAAGAACUCUUCUUAAACACAGGUAAAAAUUGGUAAAAAAUCUCAAAGGUUAAAAAAGAUCAAGUGUCAGCCUUUCAUUGUAGGUUUCUGACACUUUUACAAUUAAAAACACAAAGAAAUUCUUCACACUAUCAUUUUUAUCCACCUUUUUAAACUGCUUCUAGCCCUCUAGUGGUAGUUACGAGUAUCUAACAUUAUUUGCAUAUAGUUACAAUUUUUGUGAUAACUCAGGAU
Molecule: messenger RNA, 2329 nt
Organism: Centruroides sculpturatus (bark scorpion)
Lineage: Eukaryota; Metazoa; Arthropoda; Arachnida; Scorpiones; Buthidae
Product: zinc finger protein 423-like
Exons: 2
Coding region: 362-1357 (331 amino acids)
Biological process (GO): regulation of transcription by RNA polymerase II
Cellular component (GO): nucleus
Molecular function (GO): DNA-binding transcription factor activity, RNA polymerase II-specific; RNA polymerase II transcription regulatory region sequence-specific DNA binding
Source: RefSeq, a predicted model, not a curated record